UUAACAGUAUCAUGCAGACAAAUGCAGCUAGCUAGCAUACAUUUAAACCGUGGCAUACACUGUAGACAAUAUAUACUAAAAGGAGACAAACGUUUGGGGUCUGUUUCAGCCAAAUAAUUGAUGGAACCUUUAGAGAAUAGAACUAUGCGCUUUGGUUUAACGGUCAGCUUGCUGGUUAUCUUGUUAGAUGCUAGCGUGAGCUAGCUAGCCAACUUUUUGUGUUUUGUUGAGCUGGUACUAGUACUAGUUGGCUAGCUAGCCUGCUGUGUUAAACAAGGUUAGCUAGCUAGCCUGACAGCCUUUCACAUCGCUAGUGACGUUAGUCAACUUGUUUUUCACAAUACAGUGAGGAGAAUCUGAAAGGAAUUGAUUCGUUAUGUAUGAGGAUUCUCAUGGCAACCAGAGACCGUUUUUUCCACAUGUUGCCCAUAACGACCGCUGUGGACUUCAGGGGAUAAAAGUUGUUGUCAAGGAGGAGGAAGAAGAGGGCGUGAAAGGAGAGAGUCCCACCAGGGUGGCAGAGGGUUGGAAGAUGGCAUCGGAUGACCACACCAUCAGACUGACUGUCAACGCGGAGGACGACCAAGAGGGGGAGGAAGAGGGGAUAUGUGGCCUGAUCAACUCUGAGGGUGAAGAGGUGGACUGGAGGCUGACUGACCAGGCAGCAGGGGAGACCUCCAUCGUGGAGGUCAGGGGCGAGGAGGAGGAGCGAGGGGAGGGAGGAGACAGAGAGGAGGAGACUGGGGGAGGAGAGAAAACAAACCUGAAAAGGGAAGAGGAGGUGCUGAGGGUUCCUCCCAUCCACGGAGGAAAGAGGAGGAGAGGGAGGCCUCCCAAGGCGUCUCCCCCAGAUCCGGGACCCGAUGCUGGGGAGGACAGUCAGCCCACAGGAAGGAGGCGCAGUCGGAAGCCUCCAGCAGGAGGAGGGGGCGACCCCCCCGCCUCUCCCCCACUCGCAGGCAGCGGGACACGGCCUCGGCGGCGCAGCAGCCAGCUGGGAGGAGCUGGGAUGGAUGCUGCCUCGCCUGGUGAGGCUGCCUCGCCUGGUGAGGCUGCCUCGCCUGGUGAGGCUGCCUCGCCUGGUGAGUCUGCCUCGCCUGUGAGGAGGCGGGGCAGGAAGAGGACCCUCCCACUUCCUGUCCUCCCUGCCGGCCUGGUGGCGACGCCCAGAGCACGGCUGACAUUCCACUGCUCCGUGUGUGGGAGGGAGUUCUCCCACGCCUACAAGCUGGAGAGACACACGCUGAUCCACACUGGAGAGACGCCCCACCGCUGCUCUCUCUGUGGGAGGGGCUUCAACCAGAAGGGAAACCUCAAGACGCAUCAGAAGGUGCACUCAGGAGGGAAACCCAGUGUGGACUGUGCUGGUGAGCCAGACCUCCUGCAGGAGGUGCAGACGGAGCAGAUGGAGGGGGCUUGUCCCAGCCCAGCCCCCCUUGGUGCCCCGGUGCCCCCCUGGGCAGCGCCCCCCCUGGAGGAGCUGUGUUUCUGCCGGCAGUGUGGCACCCAGUUCAGCCAGAGGCAGCAGCUGGAGGAGCACAUGCACGGCCACGUCCGAGAGAAGCCCUACUCCUGCCCCGACUGCGGCAAGAGGUUCAUCAACGAGAGUUACGUCCAUAUCCACCAGCGGAUCCACACGGGGGAGAGACCGUUCCGCUGCCCCGAGUGCGACAAGACCUACUACACGGCGUCCGCCCUGCGGCUGCACAGCAUGAAGCACUCGGACGUCCGGCCGUUCGGCUGCCCCGUGUGCGAGAAGCGUUUCCGCGUGCAGUCCUACCUGGCGGCCCACCUCCUCACCCACACCAGGGACCGGCCGCACCUGUGCUCCGUGUGCGGGAAGAGCUACGCGCGGGCGGAGGAGCUGAAGGUGCACCACCGGCUGCACACCGGGGAGAAACCCUACCGAUGCGGCGAUUGCGGGAAGAGCUUCAUCUACCGGCAGGGGCUGAGGCAGCACCAGCGCACCCACGGGGGGAGGCGCAUGGGCCCCACGAGGCAGCUGGGCCGGCCCAGGCAGAGCCACCGGGAGGAGGGGAGGCUGCUGUGCUGAGCUGUGGGAGGACCAGGAGGAGAUGUCAGCCUGUCGCUCAGAUCUUCCUGUGUGGAGCGACGACAGGGGCUUGAAGAAGCCAGUUUUUUUCCUUUUGUGGAAAAUGUGUGUGUGUGUGUGUGUGUGAGAGAGAUAUCGCUUCCUCUGACUCAUCACAACACAGCUUUGCUGUCAUACCUGCUGCUAGGGACCUUGAGUCAAGGACCUGUGUCUCAGUAUAGUUCGGUUUUACUGAACAGUUUUAAGUAUGUCAGCAUUUCCUUAGUCUGAUGGACAAACAAAAAAAGACCUAAGAAAGUGAUGUCUACAACAACUCUCCAAGUUUGGCGACAGACGUAACUGUUUUUAUGUUUUUUAGGUGUGUCCAUGUUGUUUACAGGUUAUAGUUAUCCACAUCACAGUGCCUUGAAAUCCUGCAUGAGAUACACAAUCUUCACCCACUGAUAACCAGUGUACCACCACCAUGGCUCUUGACAUUUAAAAUAAAU
Molecule: messenger RNA, 2541 nt
Organism: Osmerus eperlanus (European smelt)
Lineage: Eukaryota; Metazoa; Chordata; Actinopteri; Osmeriformes; Osmeridae
Product: zinc finger protein 497-like
Exons: 7
Coding region: 377-2053 (558 amino acids)
Biological process (GO): regulation of transcription by RNA polymerase II
Molecular function (GO): DNA-binding transcription factor activity; RNA polymerase II cis-regulatory region sequence-specific DNA binding
Source: RefSeq, a predicted model, not a curated record